AUGCUUAUUGGAUCAAGGUUCAACGGCUUCGCUUAUCACGGAGGCCGCUGUCCAAGCUCUUGGACUGAAGAAGAUACCCAACAAGAGGUGUAUAGUCAGAUAUUAGUAGAAGGUCUUAUCAAAGGUCCGCCCGGGUGUCCUGUAGCGCAGAAAACCUUACUGGGCUGGAUCUUAUCUGGUAAAAUUCAAUCAGAUGAGUCUGAAUCGCACCAGGUUACGAACGUCAUCGUCAGCAUGCACGCCCAGUCUAAAGAGGACAAUACGGUAAGAAAAUUCUGGGAGUUAGAAUCGGAUGUGGUUUCUGACAAGAAGAAAAUGCUGACUGGCGAUAAAGUUAUGUGUAAAACGAUUUUAGAGAAAACAGUCUCUAGAAAUAAUGGUGGUCGAUACGUGGCGAAGAGUCCUUUUUGUGAAGACAAUCCAACCGGUAAACAUCGGAAGUUAAGAGAAAUUGCCAUGAAGAAAUUGCCGGAGUUGGUUCCUGAUGAGCAAUGCAAUGAGCCUGAUGUAGUAUAUUUACAGCAUCACGCCGUAGUUCUUAAAGAUAAAUCAACGACAAAAGUAAGAAUUGUCAUCGAUGCGUCUUGCUCGGGCAUUACCGAAGUAAGCUUAAACAAUGAUCUCAUUGUAGGUCCAUCACUUCAACUUACUCUGAAGCAUAUCAUUUUGCGAUGGCAAAACCAUCCACUCUGUUUGGUAUCGGAUAUUGCUAAGAUAUAUCAACAAGUUAAAGUUACACCAGAAGAUGCAGACCAGUUUCAGAGUAUUUGGUGGAGAGAUAAAUCUGGAACAACACAACAGGACAGAAUGUCACGUGUUACGUUUAGGAUAGUACAUGCACCUUACCCUGCUGCUAAUAUCCUGCAGCAACUAGUCACAAAUGAAGAUGUAUACAACGCUGCGGCUGUAGAGAAAAUCCUGCAAGACAUUUACACGAAUGACCUCAUGACGAGCUAUCAAACAGUAGAAGAGUGCAUACAAUUAAAAAAUGAAAUAAGUUAUAUCUUAGAAAAGGGAGGAAUAGUGGUACAGAAAGGAGCUAGCAGUAGUAAAGCAACUAUGGAGAAAUUAGAAAAGGGAAGAGGAAACAAGCAGACAGAGUUAGAAAUAGGAACUGAAAAAGAACUUGAAGUUACACAGAAAGUAUUAGGACUUACUUGGGAUAGCAGUACCUACAACUUUAAAUAUAGUAUCCGUCUCCCUCCUAUACAACUUCCAGUAACGAAGAAGAAGGUUAUUCCGGACAUUUUGCGUUGGUUCGAUCCUUUAGGAUGGAUCGCCCGAACUAUCUUAUCUUCAAUGUUUGCUCACGUACGAUCAAGGAUGAAAGAUAUCUGCCGAUGGUGA
Bicyclus anynana (squinting bush brown) is the source of this 1347-nucleotide messenger RNA. RefSeq lists its product as uncharacterized. The transcript has 2 exons. Bases 1 to 1347 code for a protein of 448 amino acids. The record is from RefSeq and is a predicted model, not a curated record. Lineage: Eukaryota; Metazoa; Arthropoda; Insecta; Lepidoptera; Nymphalidae.